AUGCAGUCUCGGAGCUCUACACCGGAGGUAGCUGAAUCGGAGCUCAACAACCGCCAAAAAUCACCGAUCCUUGAGGAUCCUGAGGUGGGGUUUGCUUCUUCUCAACGUCUACCACGAUCGGCGAACUUCGGAGGUACUGGGUCGGCGUCUAAGAUUCCUGAAUCAUUUGACAACCCUCACAGCCCGUUCUUCCUCCACUCGUCGGAUCAUCCGGGUUUAUCGAUCGUUGCUCACACUCUCGAUGGUACGAAUUUUAACAGCUGGUUUAUUGCGAUGAAGAUUAGUCUUGAGGCGAAAAAUAAACUUUCGUUUGUUGACGGAUCUCUUCCUAGACCUUCUGAGGAUGAUCGUACUUUUAAAAUCUGGAGUCGUUGCAACAGUAUGGUGAAAUCAUGGAUCCUUAAUGUCGUGGACAAGGAAAUUUAUGAUAGUAUUCUCUAUAGUCAGGAUGCUGCUGAAAUGUGGAAUGACUUGUUUCGUCGUUUUCGAGUUAACAACCUUCCCCGGAGAUAUCAAUUGGAACAGGCUGUGAUGACGCUCAAGCAGGGCGAACUGGAUCUCUCAACAUACUUCACGAAGAAGAAGAUUUUGUGGGAACAACUAGGGAACACAAAAUCUCGUACGGUAUCGAAGUGUGAUUGUGAUCAAGUUCAUGAGCUACUUGAGGAAGCUGAGACAAGCCGUGUUAUUCAAUUUCUUAUGGGAUUGAAUGAUAGUUUCAACAACAUCCGUUAG
Messenger RNA from Microthlaspi erraticum, 735 nucleotides. NCBI's taxonomy places the organism in Eukaryota, Viridiplantae, Streptophyta, Magnoliopsida, Brassicales, Brassicaceae. The record is from the annotation of a GenBank genome assembly.